Molecule: messenger RNA, 2840 nt
Organism: Siniperca chuatsi (mandarin fish)
Lineage: Eukaryota; Metazoa; Chordata; Actinopteri; Centrarchiformes; Sinipercidae
Product: CBY1-interacting BAR domain-containing protein 2-like
Exons: 9
Coding region: 31-1218 (395 amino acids)
Biological process (GO): cilium assembly
Cellular component (GO): ciliary basal body; ciliary transition zone
Source: RefSeq, a predicted model, not a curated record
AGAUGGCCAUAAUAAUACUCUGCUGCCAUCAUGUGGCAAAGAGCAUCACUUACACCCUCGCCACAGCUAUUACACACCAUCUGUUGUUGGUGUUUACAUGGCAACAGUCUUCCGUUACCUGGUACAGGUGAGAACCAGGCAAGGCAAACAACAGAGCAGAAGAGCUGUGGGGAGGACAACAGAACAAACAUGAACACCCUCUUCUCCAGCAGGGAUGUCCAGGUGAAGAGCAUGGAGCAGACAGUGAAACAUGCUGAGAAGUACCUGGGUGAGAUGUGCACCCUGCUAGCCUCCUACACCAGGAAAACAGCCAAGAUCAGAGACAAGGCAGACCUCCUGGUGGCUCAGCUCUUUGACUUCUCCAGCACAGAGGACCCAGAGCUCCAGACUGGCCUGAAAAACCUGGCUGAAGACCUGGCCAUGGUGCAGGACUACAGACAGGCUCAGGUAGAGAGACUGGAGACAAGAGUUGUUGCUCCUCUAAAAGCCUAUGGAAACAUAAUCAAAAAUAAAAUGAUAGAUCUGAAGAAGUUCAGCACUGAUCUGAACAGGGAGCUGAAAGAGUUGCAGAAACUGGAGAAAAUCAGACUGCGGAACCCAGCAGAUCGACAGAGCAUUUCUCAGGCAGAAGUAAAUGCACAGAAGGCUUCCAACAAUGCCCAGCACAGUAUCAGACAACUGGAGGAGACCAUCACAGACUUCCAGAGACAGAAGCUGGAGGAUAUCAAAAGGAUUUUCACAAACUUCAUCACAGUGGAGAUGCUCUUCCAUGCUAAAGUGCUGGAGGUCUAUACACACACAUACCACAACCUGGAGGCAAUGAACAUUCAAAAGGAUCUGGAGCUGUUCAAUGGACGUAUCAAGGUGUCCGACUCUCCGGCUGGGCGCCUGGACACCCCUCUGAGCAGUUACUCUUCUCCCCUCAUGAGCCGCUACCCCAGUCCUCCUCUGGCCUCCCCUAAAGGUCAAAGCCUCAGGUCAAUGCUGGCCUCUACCACAGGCCAAAACCACAGACAGCAACACAGCCAAUACCCAGACACAGCCAGGAGGUCUCGCAGCACCUUACAAUGUCAGAGAGGCGUGGAGGAGGAGGAAGAGCUGGUGGAGGAAGAAGAACAAGAGGAGGAGACGUAUGAAUCAGAGAUAGAGGAGGGUCAGCACACCAGCAGGCAGUCUUAUGCUGCUCAAUAUGCCAAGAUGUGCAGAUGGCAAAAGUAACAGCCUGUGCACAGAAAAGUACACAUAUACACAGACACAACUUAUACACAGUGCUGCGUAAAUGGUGUGUUAUGUAGUUUCUUCCAUACUGAAAUAGAUAUGCUGGUGACUGUACAGCUGUCUUUCCAUCAGCACAUCUUUUUAUUACUGUUGUCACCAGGUGCAGUCUUUACAAAUUAUGUUUAUACAAUAUUAGUAAUGUAACACUGAAUGCACUGAAAAGUAUGUUUUGGUCAGGUAGUAAGUGCUUUAUUUGCUUCCAAUCUCCGCUGGAAAGGAGUCAGCAGACAAAAUGACAAGUCUUGCAAGUUGGAGAUAUGAAGAAAAACUCACACCUACAGUAUCAUAAUGAGGUGCUAGCUCACAGGUAGACAUCAAAUAAAGAAGUGGGUAACAGCACACAUAACACAAAUGCAAUAUUUUUGUUUGAAGUUCAAGAAAUCAACAUUUCGGCACAUCUUGACUUUAUAGACUACAUUUGACUAACAUAGAUUUAAAUUCACUGGUCAGUCAAAAUUAACACAGAGUUCCUUGAAGAUGUAAUUUAUAGCAAAGAAAGACCUCCAUCAUGAUUUUCUGUAUACGCUCCAAUUCCAUUUAUAAUACGUGAUAUUGACAGGAAUAUUAUAAUAUUAUAAAGCAUUCGGUCGAGACCUGUUCUAUAGGAAAAGUGCAAUGAGAUAACUUCUUUGGCGCUAUAUAAAUAAAAUUGAAUUGAAUUGAAUGCAUUAUUUGAUUUUCUUGUAGUUUUUUUCUAAAUAAAUACAGUAUAUAUGUUGCUAAAUGCUUAUUUUGUAUUUUUUCCUUGUAAAUCUUGAUAUUGUACAUGUGUAUUACACAUUGACUUUAAGGAUAUUUUUCUGUCUUUACAGAUUUUUUUUUGUUACAUCCAAUGACAACAUUUUUUAAAAUUUUGGCUUUCUGAAAUAUUGCAUGCAUGGCAAGAACAAUAUGGUUAAGGUUAGGGGAAGAUGGUGGUUAUUAUUGUAGGACUGUGAUAGGCCAAGAACUCCAGUCACCUGCAUAAAAGUCAUAUGUGCUACACAUUCAUCCACCACCCCAACCUCUACACUCUUAUUUUCCACCUCGCUUCAUAAAGGACACACUACUUCCUGCGUUAGCACUGGACAUAAAUUGUGAGGUGCAGAAUCAUCCAUUAUGGACGUAAAGUCACGGGAUACCAGGCUGGUGUUUCUAUGUUGAUACCUUGUGAGCCCUAAUUUGAACCUGCUGUCCUAGACACUAUUUAUGUCAAAUAAUUGCUGGCUUUUAUCAUGAAGAAGGCUAAAUGUGCCGAAAUGUGGAUUUCUAGAACUUGAAAUAAAACGAUUGCAUCAGAGUUAUGAUUUUUAUAAAGUCUUGCAAAUAAUGUUUUUGGAGUAUCCCACUUGCAUUUUUGUUAAUGCAAACAUCAUAUCCCAGGUGCAUAUGUCCAGAUAAGCCUUUAUACUUUUAUAUAUGCUGCAUAAAAGCUUAUACUAUUAUAUAAGCUUUUAUACAGGUUUCUGUUCACCGGAUGCUAUCUGCACAUGCAUAUUUUCAACUUGACUGAUGUAGUAAAAAAACAAAUAUGAUAUUAUAAUGAUUUACUUGUGAGAAAUAAAUGAGUAUUGUUUGCUGUG